AUGGGUUACCCAUCCAUAGGGGACUAUGGAUUGAUUGGAGACAUGCAUACAUGCGCGCUCAUUAGUAAAUAUGGAAGUAUCGAUUUCAUGUGUUGGCCAGUAUUCGACUCACCGUCAAUAUUUUGCCGUCUUUUGGACAUGAAGAAAGGUGGAUAUUUUUCAAUCACCCCAGCAUCAGAGAGUAAAGCAAUCAGCAAGCAGAGAUAUCUUCCAUACACCAACAUGCUUGAAACUAAAUGGAUUGACGAUGAAGGAGUCGUGGAUAUAUGUGAUUAUUUUCUCGUUUCAAAAAGCAGGCCGCCUUCUGGUCCAGAGAGCGGUAUUGUGUCAGGAUGGUGUCCCUGUAAAGAAUCAAAACACGAUCGUCGCGAGGACUCCAUUCGCCAUUCCUGCCUUAUAAGAAGAAUGACUUGUGAACGGGGCAGCAUGGAUUUGACAGCAAGGAUCUUCCCCGCGUUCAAUUAUGCUCGUGGCAAACAUCAAAUGAUCAAUUGUCCAAGUAGCGAAUGCAUCAAUGGGCGUCAAAUACGAACAAUGAUUUUCAAAAGUAAUACGGAAACGAUGGUGCUCGAUAUUUUUAUCGACAGCAGCAGCGACGAUAAAUAUGGAUUUCCAGUGCUUCAACUUGAAGCAAAACAGGGAGUAGAUUUCAAAGGACAAGGAAUCGAUGCGAAGAUAACCAUAUCAUAUAAGCAAUCAAUUACCUUCAUCGUCCGUGGCGACCGAACAGCAAUCCCACAGAUAGAAAAUAUACCCGCAUACAUUGGUCAAGUAGAAUAUGAGACCUUCAGCUUUUGGAAGAGCUGGGCAAAAAAAUGCACCUUUACAGGGCACUAUCGCGAGCAAGUUCUCAGAAGCCUUCUAGUAUUAAAACUUCUCACCUACAGGCCCACUGGCGCCAUUAUUGCAUCGCCAACCUUCUCCUUGCCCGAAACCGUUGGGGGUAAUCGCAAUUGGGACUAUAGAUAUUCAUGGAUCCGCGACACUUCAUUUGCCCUAUACGUGCUUCUCGAAAAUGGUUACAGCGAAGAAGCAGAGGAAUAUAUGGGCUUUAUUUACGAUCGUAUCAUUCCCUCCGUCACGAGGAGAGCUGUGGAAUCUCCCUCAAAACAAUCACUACCAGUUGUCCUCACAAUUAGAGGCGAGUGCGAUAUUCCAGAAAUGGAAUUAGAUCACUUGGAAGGCUAUCGAUGUAGUCGGCCCGUCAGAAUUGGAAACGGGGCGACAUCGCACAUACAAAUCGACACGUUUGGAGCAUUACUUGAUAGUAUUUAUCUCUACAAUAAAUUUUCCGGUCCCAUCUCUUUUGACCACUGGGUCGAGAUAAGAAGGGUUGUCAAUCAAGCCAUAUCCUUGCGCCACGAGUCCGACAUGUCGAUCUGGGAAGUACGAGGCGCCAAACAGAACUUCGUAUAUUCCAAAAUUAUGCUUUGGGUGGCUGUUGAUCGGGGCUUGAGGCUAUCCGAAAAGAGAUCUAAUCUCCCUUGUCCCGAUCGCCCUAUGUGGAUUGCCGUACGCGAUGGGUUAUAUGAAGAGAUCAUGGAAAAGGGGUUUAAUAGUGAACUUGGGUUUUUCUGCUUGAGCUAUGAAAAUCAAGAAGUUCUCGAUGCUUCGCUGCUUAUCGCGCCCCUUGUACUGUUCUUGGCUGCUGAUGAUCCACGAUUCCUGAGUACCCUAGAUAACAUAAUGAGGACGCCUGAGGCUGGCGGGUUGACCAGCGCAAAUCUGGUUUUCAGGUACGACCACAAAAAGGCAAAUGACGGGGUCGGAGGACGAGAAGGUACUUUCAUUAUGGUCACAUUCUGGCUUAUUGAGGCUAUGAGCCGCGUGACCAAGAGGAAUAUUCAAGACCACCCCAAUCUGAUGAAACUCCGUGACAACGCCUUUUCUUAUUUUGAUAACGUCAUGGCUUUCUCAAACCAUCUUGGCAUGUUCUCAGAAGAAGUAGAUAUUGCCGGGGAACAAGUCGGAAACAUACCCCAAGCCUUCAGUCAUCUUGCCUGUGUAAGUGCAGCGAUGAACUUGAAAGAAUGA
Messenger RNA from Talaromyces proteolyticus, 2034 nucleotides. RefSeq names its product Six-hairpin glycosidase-like protein. The record is from RefSeq and is a predicted model, not a curated record. Bases 1 to 2034 code for a protein of 677 amino acids. Gene Ontology annotation, biological process: carbohydrate metabolic process. Lineage: Eukaryota; Fungi; Ascomycota; Eurotiomycetes; Eurotiales; Trichocomaceae. The transcript is spliced from 3 exons. Gene Ontology annotation, molecular function: hydrolase activity, hydrolyzing O-glycosyl compounds.